AUGUUUGAUUCUAAGGCUUAAACUACUAAAGAGCACUAAUAUAACAGCCUCAUUAAAGGUAAAUAAGAAUUGAAGCUUGAAGAUUUUCUGUAGAAGAAAUAAACUAAAAUUUGCUCUCUAUAUUUUUAUAAAAAGGCCAUUAAAAGAUAAAUUUUCUCUAAGGUUCAAAGUGUCAUCAUUACAUUUGAACAACAUAAUUGUUAUCCACAUUAAAUAUAAUCUAUAUUGACUGCUGAAUAUUCAGUUUAAAAAGGAAUUAUUAUUCUCUCCAAUUUCAUUAAAUUUGUUGAUUAUUUUCCUCAUUUAGUUACCAAUUAUGUGCUAGCUAUUUCAAAUAAAGGAUUUUUUAAUUUUCCUUACGUCUAUUCAUUAUGUUACUAUGGGUUUAUUAUUUAAAUAAUUUCUGGAAAUUUUUUUAUAAUAAAAAUAUUUGACAAGCAAUGUAACACUAAUAUGGAGCAACUAGUUAACCAUACAGAUCAAACCAAGUUUAACUAUAUGUAAGUGUAGGUUAAGAUUUUUAAUAGUCUGGCUAGAAUAAUGCAUAGAUAACCCCAUUUACUAUGUUUUAGGAAUUUGACUCUAUGUCUAAUAAGAUAAAGCAAUAAAUGGAUAACUAAUUGGCUAAUUUAGGUUUCGGAUCUAUUUUUAGAGACUUUGGAAAUUUAGAAAAUGAAAUGAUGGAAUUCUCGAAUCUCCAUAGACACAUGAAGAAUUUAAAUUAAAUGGAGGUUAAUAGUAAUGCAUAAGAUGGCGUAUUCCAAGUUUAUUCAUCCUGUUAUGUCUAAUAAUCAAAAUUAGGUCCUGAUGGAAAAAUAAUUUAAGAAAAAUAUUUUGAUAAUAACGCUGUAGCAAGAGGAGUCAAUGGACAUACUGUAAUAUAUAUUUCUAAUAUCUAUAGAUAAGUGAAAGGCAAUAAGGAUACAAGAAUAGUGAUGGUAUUGAUAGGUUUGCACAUGAAAGAAUGAUGAAUGAUAAAGGAAGAAAGUAUAUAAGAGAAAGAGAUUGGAAUGGUUAAAUAACUACAACUAAUCAUUAUAUGAAUAUUGAAGAAGAACAAGUAGAGCAAUUUGAAAACGAAUGGAAGGGACUUGGACAAUAACUUGGAAUCAGUUCAAUUUCUAGUAGAUUUAAUCCUUUAUAAGAAAAAUAACCUUUAACAAAUUCAAAUUAUCGUCCAUUUCUUCAAGAAUAAUUAACUUACUCUACUCCAUCCAGGUAUAUAAAUGGGAAUUAAACAAAUUAAUUUCUAGAUGAAAUUUAGCCUAAUUUAAUAAACAAUAGAUAUAAUUAAAAUAAUAAUCCAUCUGGGCUGACAUGGCAACAAUCAAACGAAUAAGUCGGAAUUCAAAAUAGGGUUCCAUGCUCUCAUUAAGCAUUGAGAGCCCUUCCUCCUGAAAAAUAAUCAUUCAGAGGAUUUUACUAAAAUAAGGGUGCUAUAAGUUAGUAUCCUUAUUCUGAAUGA
Messenger RNA from Paramecium octaurelia, 1465 nucleotides. The record is from the annotation of a GenBank genome assembly. Lineage: Eukaryota; Ciliophora; Oligohymenophorea; Peniculida; Parameciidae.